AUGAUCGACAGCGUCCUCGUUCUGGGCGCCGGCGAGCUGGGCCUCGGCAUGCUCGAGGCGCUGGCUCGUCACCCCCGCCGCCAGAACACCCGCGUCUCUGUCUUGUUGAGACAGGCGACGCUGGACUCGGCCGCGCCGGAGAAGAAGAAGCUCACGCAGCGCAUACGGGCGCUGGGCGUCGACUUUGAGGCCGCCGACGUCGUGGGCGCGUCCGUGUCGGACCUGGCCGCCAUCUUCUCGAAAUUCGACACCAUCCUGUCAUGCAACGGGAUGGGCCUCCCGGCGGGAACGCAAGUCAAGCUCCUGGAGGCGGUGCUGGAGGCCAAGGUGAAGCGCUACUUUCCCUGGCAGUUUGGAAUGGACUACGAUGUGAUUGGGGAGGGCAGUUCGCAGGACCUCUUUGACGAGCAGCUCGAGGUGCGGCGCGGCCUGCGGGCGCAGUCGCAGCUGGACUGGGUGAUUGUGUCGACGGGCCUGUUCAUGAGCUUCCUGUUCCUGCCCGAGUUUGGCGUCGUCGACCUGGAGGCGAGGACAGUGAGGGCGCUGGGGAGCUGGGACAACCGCAUCACGCUGACGACACCGGGCGACAUUGGGCGAGUGACGGCGGACGUGGUGCUAGAUCCGCAGGACAUCAAGAGUCAAGUGGCGUACACGGCCGGGGACACCAUCUCAUACGGCGGGCUGGCCGACCUGCUGGAUCAACACUUUCAGAUCAAGUUCCGGCGCGAGCUGUGGGACGCCGCCGAGCUGCGGCGGCAGAUGGACGAGGACCCCAAUACCAUGGUCAAGUACCGGGAUACCUUUGCGCAGGGCCGGGGCGUGGCGUGGGACAAGGACUCGACGGUGAAUUUCCAGCGGGGGAUUGGAAUGACGGAUGUGAAGACGUACCUGGAGGGGUUGUAG
Messenger RNA from Ilyonectria robusta, 903 nucleotides. RefSeq lists its product as uncharacterized. Gene Ontology annotation, molecular function: oxidoreductase activity. The record is from RefSeq and is a predicted model, not a curated record. The transcript has a single exon. Bases 1 to 903 code for a protein of 300 amino acids. Lineage: Eukaryota; Fungi; Ascomycota; Sordariomycetes; Hypocreales; Nectriaceae.